GCCCCUGCCCCCCUGUUCUUCCGUGACAUUCCCCGUCUUCUUCGUGGCUCUGCGUCAUCACCGCGCAAAGAGCCACUGAGGUCCAGAAGAACAGCCUUCCGAAGGCGAAGGCGAGGAAGAAACCGCAGGCAAGACCAGAGCUCUGUCCCGCGGGAGGUGGAGCCCAAAACGGGCGACACUCACAAGUUAACCGUUUUUGUCCAGCCUCAUGUCUCGUCUUCUUCUUUAUUCCGCUCCCUGCCUCGGUUGCCCCCACGUCUAUUUGUUCCUUUCUCUCAUCCGUGUUUCUUUUUGCUGUCGCGUCUCUGUUUCUCGCUCUGUGUGUGUGUGUGUGUGUGUGUGCGUGUGUGUGUCUUUCUCUGUGGACAUCUGUAUCCUCCUCCUGCAGGUGGAGGGGAUUUGGGAAGCCGCGGGAGGGGGUCAGAAUGGAACAGAGCAGAGGGCCAUCUUGGUCCCCUGGCUCCUGUCCCUUCCUGAGAGGCACCCUCUCUCCUUCCCUCCCUCUCAGUAUUCGUUCCAAGAUGAACAAGACAAGCCUCUCCCCGUCCCCAGCAACCAGUGUUGCAACUGGAAUUAUUUUGGCUGGGGUGAACAGCAGAACGAUGACCCUGACAGUGCGGUGGACGAUCGCGACAGCGACUAUCGCAGCGAGACAAGCAACAGCAUCCCGCCACCCUAUUACACCACAUCCCAGCCCAAUGCCUCAGUCCACCAGUACUCUGUCCGCCCACCACCCCUGGGCUCCCGGGAAUCUUACAGUGACUCCGUGCACAGUUAUGAGGAGUUCUCCGAGCCGCGGGCCCUCAGGUAGCCACGGUGUUCAGGAAGAGGAUCCGUGGGCAUGCCUGCGCGUGUAUCUGGCUCUGGGUCCCAGAGUGGAGAGAGGAG
Messenger RNA from Herpailurus yagouaroundi (jaguarundi), 888 nucleotides. RefSeq names its product protein unc-13 homolog A-like. The transcript has 3 exons. The record is from RefSeq and is a predicted model, not a curated record. Gene Ontology annotation, cellular component: presynaptic active zone cytoplasmic component; plasma membrane; synaptic vesicle membrane. The coding region runs from base 209 to 811 and encodes 200 amino acids. NCBI's taxonomy places the organism in Eukaryota, Metazoa, Chordata, Mammalia, Carnivora, Felidae. Gene Ontology annotation, biological process: presynaptic dense core vesicle exocytosis; synaptic vesicle priming; synaptic transmission, glutamatergic. Gene Ontology annotation, molecular function: diacylglycerol binding; syntaxin-1 binding; calmodulin binding.